AACCCUCUGCUCUACACAGUUGUCAUGUCCCAGAAGCUUUGCUUUUUGUUGGUGGCUGCGUCAUACUCUUGGGGUAUAGUCUGUUCCCUGACACUUACCUACUUUCUACUGGAAUUAUCCUUCAGGGGAAAUAAUAUCAUAAAUAACUUUUUCUGUGAGCAUGGUGCCAUUGUUGCUGUGUCCUGCUCUGACCCCUACAUUAGCCAGAAGGUCACUUCAGUUUCUGCUACAUUUAAUGAAAUAAGCAGCCUGAUGAUCAUUCUUACUUCAUAUGUUUUCAUUUUUAUCACAAUCAUAAAGAUGCCUUCACCUGGGGGGCGCCAUAAAGCGUUCUCCACCUGUGCCUCCCACCUGACCGCCAUUACUGUUUUCCAUGGAACCAUCCUGUUUCUCUACUGUGUUCCUAACUCCAAAAGCUCAUGGCUCAUAGUCAAGGUGGCCUCUGUCUUUUACACUGUGGUCAUCCCCAUGCUUAACCGCCUGAUCUAUAGCCUCAGAAACAAAGACGUAAAAGACACGGUCAGGAAGUUAAUCAAGGAUAAGUUAUUAUGUCAUAAAAUAUAA
This is a messenger RNA of Propithecus coquereli (Coquerel's sifaka), 564 nucleotides long. Its product is annotated as olfactory receptor 5D13-like. NCBI's taxonomy places the organism in Eukaryota, Metazoa, Chordata, Mammalia, Primates, Indriidae. Gene Ontology annotation, biological process: sensory perception of smell; G protein-coupled receptor signaling pathway. Gene Ontology annotation, cellular component: membrane. The record is from RefSeq and is a predicted model, not a curated record. Gene Ontology annotation, molecular function: olfactory receptor activity; odorant binding. The annotation marks the transcript as partial. The transcript has a single exon.